Fomitopsis serialis is the source of this 1027-nucleotide messenger RNA. RefSeq lists its product as uncharacterized. The transcript has 2 exons. Bases 235 to 963 code for a protein of 242 amino acids. NCBI's taxonomy places the organism in Eukaryota, Fungi, Basidiomycota, Agaricomycetes, Polyporales, Fomitopsidaceae. The record is from RefSeq and is a predicted model, not a curated record.
GGACCUCUCCAACAAGCCAACACCGCUCGGAUUGGGCACCCACAAGCGGGGCACCUUCUCAUUCAGCGUCGCCCAGCCCACGGCGAGCUCCGCCGCCCGGUCCACGCCCGCAUCGCCCGCAUCGCCCGAGAAAGGCAAGGGAAAGGAGAAGGCACGCUCCGCCCUGCCCAUCCCGUCUACCUCUAGCUCGAGCUCAAGCUCAAGCUCGGAGGCAAAUCCCUCGUCCACGGUGGGAUGGACGCCGAACACGAGACGAACGUGGACGGGAUCCCGCUCAACUCGUCGCUCUCCUCCCUCUCGCUCGCCCUCCAGAAGCUGAGCAUGCCCGCGCCCUCGCGCCCUGGCACGAGCAUGGGCUUCCAUCCCGAGGCUGCCACGACGAGCGACGGGCAGUCUACGGCGCGGCCGACUUACGCACGUCCGCCCGCCUCCCAGCCGCACCCACACACGUCCCAGCCUCAGUCGCACCCCCGCCCGAACUCGGCGGCUGCGGGCCCGGACGCCGAGGCAUGCUACGUGUGCUCCUCCCACCACUACCACGGCCACCUGCCUGUGGAGGGGAGCCCCGUCAAAGGCGGCGCCGAGCCCGAGAGCGGUGUCGGAGAAGAGAAGGAGGAGGCAGUGAACGAGGAGGGCGCGUCGAUCAUCGCGCAGGCGGUCGAGCGAGAACGAGCAGACGCGGACCGGUCAACGCGUGCAGAUCCUGCGGGGCCACUAGCUGAGCCAAUUGUUGGCGAGGAAGAGGGGGUGGUGGACACGUCGAUGCCCCCUCCGCCGCUGCCUCACAAGGUGAGUACAUACAGAAGAGCGAGAGGAGGGGGGACGAGAGGGGGGAUGACGAGAACAAGGGUGUGUGAGAGGACAGGGAAGGACUGUGAAACCGCAGACAAGCAAGCAGGACCGCGAGCAUGCAACAGGACAGGUGAGCGAAUGGGAGGGCGGGCGAGUGGAUGGCCUUGCUAGUGAGGGGACCAGGAGGAAGGUGAACGGGGGCGAAUGGACGAGCGGGCGGGAGGCGUAGUAGUAC